This is a messenger RNA of Corvus hawaiiensis (hawaiian crow), 1121 nucleotides long. RefSeq names its product coiled-coil domain containing 71 like (gene CCDC71L). NCBI's taxonomy places the organism in Eukaryota, Metazoa, Chordata, Aves, Passeriformes, Corvidae. The record is from RefSeq and is a predicted model, not a curated record.
CAGGCCCCGCCCGGGACUUUAAAGCGCCAUUUUGUGCUGGGCGCAGGACAUCGAUCGCUGCUCACACCCGGCGGGCGCCCGGCGGCAGCCGGAGCCUGCCUUCGGCGCUGCCUCUGCUCUGCCUUCUCGGCGUCUGUCCCGCCACCCCGUCCCGCUGCCUCCAUGACCCGCAGUAGGAAGCAGGCGGCGCUGGAGAGAGGAGCCGGGAAGAUGAACACAGAGGCGGGGAGCGCCGCGGCGGCGGCCGCGGGAGCCCGGGCGGCGACGGCGGCGGCAGCAGGGGCAGGGGCAGCCGGCGGCGAACCGGCGGCCGCCGCCUGGGGGCUGGAGGGGGAAGCGGAGAAAGUUGUGUACUCGCGCUCGCAGGUCUCCUUCGCUGGCACCAAGGCGCUGGGUGACGCCCUCAAGCUCUUCAUGCCCAAGUCCACGGAGUUCAUGAGCUCCGACUCGGAGCUGUGGAACUUCCUCUGCAGCCUCAAGCACGAGUUCUCCCCGGUCAUCCUCCGCAGCAAGGACGUCUACGGAUACUCCUCCUGCCGCGCCGUCGUCCCCGACCCGCCGCCGCCCUCGGAGCGGCCCCGCCGCCGCGCCGGCAAGCGGCGCCUCCCGGCUGCCGACGCCAAGCGCCGGGCCGGGGCGGCGGGCGGCAGCGCCAAGCGGCGGCGGCGGCGGCGGCGCCGCAGGAGGGAGCGGGGCAGGCAGCGGCCCGCGGCCGGUGGCCCCCGUGCACAGGAGGAGGAGGCGGUGGCGUCGGCGCCGGAGCCGCCGGGCGAGCAGGCGGACAGCGAGCAGGGCAGCCCGGCGGCGGCGGCGGCGGCCGCAUGGGAGCCGUUUGGCGGCAAGUCGCUGGAGGAGAUCUGGAAGGCGGCCACCCCCCGCCUCACCACGUUCCCCACCAUCCGUGUGCGGGGCAGCAUGUGGAGCCGGCGGAGCCUGGCGGCAGCGCGGCGGCGGGCACAGCGGAUCCUCGGCGUGGACCUAUCCCCCGUGGUGCGGGUGCGCCGCUUCCCCGUGGCACCGUCCUGAGCCUGCGGGGCCCCGCUCCCCGCGCCUCACCUUGGCCGCGGUGCGGACAAAGAGACCGGUAUCAGUCACCUGUUUACAUUGCUUUUGUCUGGAUC